UUUUUUUUGGUGGACGAUCGAAGAAAUUGACGGGAGAAAAGUGAUGGCACCACCACCACCAACAAAACACUCACCAAAUAUCAGAGCAGGUCAACAACACCACAGGACAUAACUCAAGAUACCCUCAAACCAUCACACACCCGGUAUGAGUCAACAGCCAAACAUCGUCACCACCACUCAAGUCGGCCCUAGAGGUAUCCCAGAGGCUCUGUUCAUCGAUAAUGUCGAAGAGUACUUAGGUGGACCGGAUGUAGAGAUCGAACCUGCUCUACAAGCUUGGCAACAAAUGAUUGGGAAGUACCAAUUCAUGGAAAAGAGUACACUACAGAAGCAGUUAGGAUUCGAGGAGAAGAUCCCCGAACUGGAACGGACAUUAGAAGCUGUAGAGCUAUUGCAACAGAAGAAGGAAGCUAGUGAGACACUAGAGACUCACUUCGAAUUGGCGGAUACGGUGUACACCAGCGCAGUUGUAGAGCCCGUUGAAGAAGUAUAUCUAUGGCUUGGCGCAAACACCAUGCUCGCAUACCCGCUAUCAGAGGCUAGGGAGCUGCUAAAGAAUAAGAUCGACUCGGCCAAAUUAAAGUUAGAGGAAGUCUCGGAGGAACAGGCCUAUCUGAGGAACCAGAUCACCACCACCCAGGUCAACAUUGCUAGGGUCUUUAAUUGGGACGUCAAGAGACGCAAAGAACGCCGCGCUAAAGAGUCGGAGAAUAAUCCUAAAACUACUUGAAUCAUCUGGUAAGAGUCGGAGAAUAAUCCUAAAACUACUUGAAUCAUCUGGUCGUGGAGCAGGAUGCCUGCUGUCUGCUUGCUUCGUUCCUGUUUGCCUAUAGUAAAAUUAAUGUUUAUCGUCGAUUGCCACCUGAGCUUGGGAGCCGGCGGAUUGAUCCAAACUGACCAUGUACUAUUUGCUUGUGAAUGAUUGAAAGCCAAAUGCAUAGCAAAAGGACCCCGGCAAGCCCUAGGAUGGGGGGUGUUGAAAAACUCCAAAUUUCGGCAAAAUUCAUACCUGGGGGCCCCGUGGG
This is a messenger RNA of Puccinia graminis f. sp. tritici CRL 75-36-700-3, 1025 nucleotides long. RefSeq lists its product as uncharacterized. Gene Ontology annotation, molecular function: tubulin binding. Gene Ontology annotation, biological process: tubulin complex assembly; microtubule-based process; protein folding. NCBI's taxonomy places the organism in Eukaryota, Fungi, Basidiomycota, Pucciniomycetes, Pucciniales, Pucciniaceae. The transcript is spliced from 5 exons. Bases 146 to 730 code for a protein of 194 amino acids. Gene Ontology annotation, cellular component: prefoldin complex; cytoplasm. The record is from RefSeq and is a predicted model, not a curated record.